Amborella trichopoda is the source of this 1578-nucleotide messenger RNA. Its product is annotated as LOB domain-containing protein 20. Gene Ontology annotation, biological process: hormone-mediated signaling pathway; positive regulation of DNA-templated transcription. NCBI's taxonomy places the organism in Eukaryota, Viridiplantae, Streptophyta, Magnoliopsida, Amborellales, Amborellaceae. The record is from RefSeq and is a predicted model, not a curated record. Gene Ontology annotation, cellular component: nucleus.
GUCACACCUCACACUGAGGGGGAGGAGGUGCCUCUCUCACGAGACUAGCAUGCACCUCCCCUUUCUUUCAAAUUUCUUCCAUCUCUACCCUUCAAAAACUCUUUAAUCACAUGUAUGCCCUUGCGGGCCGACUGUGAACCCCCUAUGGUCUUUAAGUCCUAGGGAUAGCCCCCUAGGAGCUUAAGGUGCUAGCGAUAGCUUGAUCUGUGAACCCCCUAUGGUCUUUAAGUCCUAGGGAUAGCCCCCUAGGAGCUUAAGGUGCUAGCGAUAGCUUGAUCUGAUACUAGAGAAAGCCCGAUUUCGGUACAGGGAUAUCCUCGCCGGAUACUGUAGGAAGCCAUAUAUUUCAGUAUUGGGGAUGACCAUGUUAGAGACUAGAGAAAGCUUAUGAUAGUUGUUAUGGUCGCAACUACUCAUGAUCUCCCGAUUCUUAUCAUGGCUUAGGGAGACCUGUGAUGCCAUUGAAGUACAGGCCUUGAAAGUUUGCUUAAAUAUGUAGUAGAGGGGGAUCCAUAGUAGUUAUUGCCCUCCCUACAUUCUCAUUUCUAUCAAAUUUCCCCUUUUUAGGAAUAUGAUGGCCGUUUCUCCAAAAAAUUUGCCAAAAUUUUCCACUCCAUAAAAUUCGUCAAAUGCUAGGAUUUUGAAGGCCAUUUCUCCAUAAAAUUCGUCAAAUUUCAGAGAAGCUACAAGUAUAGGGCAGGGCUGGAAUUAAUGGAGGCCUCUGGGCGGAAGGCAACGGGCUUUCGAGACGGUGCUCUCGGGACGAACACUCCAUGUGGAGCAUGCAAGUUCCUUAGACGCAAGUGCAUAAGUGGGUGUGUUUUUGCGCCGUACUUUGGCUCGGACCAAGGGGCCGCCAGGUUCGCUGCUGUGCACAAGAUUUUCGGUGCGAGCAAUGUAUCAAAACUGCUGCUCCAUGUGCCAGUAUCUCGGAGGCACGAGGCGGUGGUGACCAUAUCAUAUGAGGCGCAGGCCCGACUCUCUGAUCCUGUCUAUGGAUGUGUAUCCACCAUCCUAGCUCUACAGCAACAGGUGGCAUCAUUACAAGCUGAGCUAUCACUCGUGCAAUCUCAACUGAUAAACAGCAGGUUGGCCAUGGCAAAUGCACCUCAACACCAACAAACACACAUGGCCCUUUUACAGCCAGCUUAUUCAAAUAAUUCAUCAGCUUCCAACAAUUUGAUAAAUAUUGGAAGCCUUCAAGGGAGCUUUGAGCCCUUGCAAGUGUCACACCCAACACAAGAGGAAGAUGAUGAAGAGGAGAGUCAGAACCCGAUAGCUUUCUCGAAUUCAGUUCUUCAAAGGAAGUAACUUCUUUCAAAAUAAUGAGAACUUUCUCUAUUUUCCUUUUUCCUUUGUUUUGUUUUUUUGUUUUUUGUUUUUUGUUCUUCUAUAAGAAUGGGUGGUGGGGAUGGGUGAUGACGAGACACACCGUGAAGUUUCCAACCAUUGGAUCUUGUUAGACGAAUCUCAUUCGUUGGAGCUAAGCAGAGAAAUUUAAAUUUUUGGAAGUACAGAGAGAAAAGAGCAUGGUGAUUAUUUACUGGAAAUAGAAUUAUGUGCAAGGACUUGGCAUAA